Molecule: messenger RNA, 909 nt
Organism: Lipotes vexillifer (Yangtze River dolphin)
Lineage: Eukaryota; Metazoa; Chordata; Mammalia; Artiodactyla; Lipotidae
Gene: TMEM191C
Product: transmembrane protein 191C
Exons: 10
Coding region: 1-909 (302 amino acids)
Source: RefSeq, a predicted model, not a curated record
AUGGCCGAGGCGCAGGAGCUACUGCUGCAGCUGCUGAAGGACAACCGCGACGGGCGCCUGCGGAAGCAGGAGCUGGAGGAGCUGGUGCGCGGGCUGGAGGCCGAGAGCGAGAGCCUCACAGCGCGCCUGCACGACCUGAGCGAGCGCGAGCGCAGCCUGCAGAGGCAGCGGAGCCAGGCGGUGCGGUCCCUGCGCGGGGAAGCGAGCGAGGCGGCGCGGGAGCGCGCAGAUCGGGCGCGCCAGCGGCUGGAGGCUGCGGAGCAGCACAAGCUAGACCUGGAGCAACAAAACCGUCAGCUGCAGGAGCAGUGGGAGGAGCUGUCAAGCCAGCUCUUUUACUAUGGAGGAGAACAACUGAGUCAGCAGCGCGCAGAGCAGCAACUCGGGACCCAACUGGUGGCUUUGCAGAAACAACUGGAGCUGGUGGAGGCCAAGCACGCCAGGCAGGCGGAGGCCCUGCGGCAGAGCGCACAGCGGAUGGAAGAGGCCUGGGUCAGCUUCCAGGAGCAGAGCGGAGUCUUGCAGGAGCUGCAGGGGAAGGUGAUGGAGGCGGCGACUGCGCUGGACGCCUCGCAGGGCGGCGGGGAGCCGUGCGAGUCGCAGCCUGGCCAGGGGCAGGGAUGCGCGGGCUCGCUCAUGGAGGAGGUGGCCAAAGCGGACUGUGAGAAGCGGCUGUUCUGUGGCGCGGGCGCGGCGGGCAUCAGGCUGUGGGCGCUGGGCGCGCUGCAGACGCUGCUGCUGCUCCUGCUGGGCGUCGUGGCACUGCCGCUGCUCUACCUGGCGCUGGUGAACCCCUCGGCCCUCCGCCGCGGGCUCAUGCGACCCGGCUCGGACGCCGCUAUCCGUCGCCUGCGCUACACGCUGGCCCCGCUGCUGGAGCUGCGCGCGCGCGGACUGCUGCCCGCCUAG